UGCGCCCGCGCCGCCCCCACCAGUCAGUAAUAAACUAGCUUCGUUACAUACCGGUUGUUGGUCAUUUCGCACCCCAAGUACUUCCCACUGGCGACGAACGGACGUUUACCGCGUGUGUGUGAUUAUAAUUUAAUCUGUUUUUAAAUCAUGUCAAAUAUCCUCGGAAGUUUAACCGCGUUUGACCACAAUUCCCAGGAAUGGGAGAUUUUUAAAAGCAGAUUAGUGCAAUAUGUUAAGUUAAAUAAGGUGACCGAGGACAAUAAGUGUGCUUUGCUUUUAACUCAUUUAAGUGACGAGACAUACCGACUGGUAAGGAACUUAGUGCAUCCGAAGAAGGUCGAGGAUUCUAAGUUCGAGGAGCUAGUAGCUGCGUUAGAUAAACAAUUAGCGCCAAAACGUUGUAUUUUCGUCGAACGGGCGAAAUUUUACGAGGCGACGCGUGACGUUGCAGAAAACAUCGAACAAUGGGCGGCUCGAAUAAGUGGACUUGCUGUACGCUGCGAGUUUGGAGCCCCCUUGGAUGAGCUGCUUAGGGACAGAUUCGUGCUGGGGCUGAGCGUAGGCCCAGAGCGCGACCGGCUGUUCGAGCAGGAUGCUGCCACGUUGACGUUCGCGAAGGCCGUGGAAGUGGCCCAGAAGGCUGCGUAUGCUAGAAGCGCACGUACUACGUCUGUUCCUGCUGCCGUCGUGCAAGUGAAGCAGGAGCCGAUGUACCGGGUUGGUACUAGUCGCCCUGGUACCGGGGGGUCCUCCGACUCUCGACGCUGCUCCGUGUGCGGGCUUAAGAGCCACGACGCAAGUAAAUGUAAAUACAAGAACUACCGCUGCCAGGUGUGUGGACAAAAAGGGCACUUAAAAAAGGUGUGCAGCGCUGAGAAGGCGAAACAGUGUCGUGUUAACUGCAUUCAAGCUGACCUUGAUGGAUCAGCUGAGGUCUCUCAGAGCGCUGAAGGUUGCAAGGAGUGCGAGCUAUUUAACUUCCCAAUCAGGCAUCACUCGAAAUGA
Messenger RNA from Cydia splendana, 1005 nucleotides. RefSeq lists its product as uncharacterized. The coding region runs from base 148 to 1005 and encodes 285 amino acids. Lineage: Eukaryota; Metazoa; Arthropoda; Insecta; Lepidoptera; Tortricidae. The transcript has a single exon. The record is from RefSeq and is a predicted model, not a curated record. Gene Ontology annotation, molecular function: nucleic acid binding; zinc ion binding.